Molecule: messenger RNA, 783 nt
Organism: Pichia membranifaciens NRRL Y-2026
Lineage: Eukaryota; Fungi; Ascomycota; Pichiomycetes; Pichiales; Pichiaceae
Exons: 1
Coding region: 1-783 (260 amino acids)
Biological process (GO): phosphatidic acid biosynthetic process
Cellular component (GO): endoplasmic reticulum membrane
Molecular function (GO): ATP-dependent diacylglycerol kinase activity
Source: RefSeq, a predicted model, not a curated record
AUGACAACCACGCCGACCGCAGAAAAGGCGGGUACGCCGAUUUUCAAAAAUAAUCCGGAGCAGAACAGCUCUCAGUCGUCGAUAACGCUUCCGAUCCACUCGAAGUUCCGCUCCUUCGUGCACAAAAAUGAGAUACCUCGUAAAGUGUUCCACCUCUCGAUAGGCUUUGUCACGCUCUACUUGCAUUGUCACGGCUACAAGACUGCGAACACGUGGCAGCCGGUCAGCGUGGCGGUCUCGUGCAUCUUCCUUCUCGAUAUAAUCAGGUUCAACUGGCCAUACUUCAACAAGUUGUACUGUUCAACCGUCGGGUUCUUGAUGCGUGAAAAGGAGGUCAACUCCGUCAACGGCGUCAUUUGGUUCCAGUUGGGCUCUCUAAUAACCUUCAUGAGCCAUAGCCAGGACGUGGCAGUCAUGGCGAUUUUGUUGUUGAGCUGGUCAGACACUGCCGCUUCCACUGUCGGUCGCCGAUUUGGCCACGCCAGUCCUAAACUUGCCAGAGGCAAGAGCUUGGUGGGAUCCGUUGCAGCCUUCUUCACAGGGAUAAUAGCAUGCUACGUCUUUUACGGAGCCAUUGCUCCAAGAUACCCACAAUAUAGCCAAGGAUUCGAGUACGACCCUAGCACAAACAUGUUGAACCUACACACUCUCGCCCUCUUGAGUGGGUUCAUCGCCGCAGUCAGUGAAGGUAUAGAUAUUGCAGGAUUGGACGACAACUUGACUAUCCCAGUGUUGUCCAGUUUCUUCCUCUCCGGCGUCAUUAAACUAGGGAAAGCAAACUAA